AUGCAGUGGAUUGAGCGAGAAGUGCUGAAUUGGGAACUCUCUGGAGCUGGGAUUCGCGGCGAGCUUGAACAGGUCAAGAAGAUUGUCGAUUUGCGCAUGCCGGAGGCUCUCAUCUUCCUCAAAUGCCGCCAACUAACAGUGACUACUAAAACCCUUAAAACCUUCGGAUGCAGCGUUGUCGGAUGGCUCCAUAACCCUAAGCUCCGUUCCCCCACCUCGAAGGAUGGCGGCUUCUCGCCUAUUCAAUCUACUCGGGGUCUCUAUCUUCCACAAGCGCACAAUCCUCGCAGCCUCCCCUCCUAUUGGCUUCAAAAAACUAUUCCCUUCCCGGACCCCACCCCUUCGGUUCGCCAGGUGCAUUUCCUACUCGCCCGCUGCCGAGUCCAUCGCCGUCAACGACGCAGGAACCGCUUCUUCCGAUCCUCACCACCCGUGGCCCGAGUGGGUCGCUUCGUGGACCGCCUGAAGGCCAAGGGCUACUUCGCCGGAGCUCCUUCGUCUCCAGAGCUGGAGGCCGACGCCCAGGGCACCGCAGGCGAAGGCUUCGAUGUAAACCUUUACACGGACAUGAAUCUUGUAAAGGACGCCGCGCUCAGCUUUGCCCGUGACCGUUUUGACAUUUUCAAAUCAUUGUCCUCAGAAGAUAUUCAAGCAGUUGUGGAGGUUGGGUGUCCUAAUCUUUUCCGGAAGGUUGUUAAUUCAGCUAAGAGGUUAAGAGCCUACGUACGCCUUGAUGAAGGAGAUGUCUGCAGUGCUUGUAACCUAAGAGGUUCAUGUGAUAGAGCUUAUGUAAUGCUAAAAGAUUCUGAAGGAGCAGCACGCAUGGUGGAUAUUGUGCGAAUCUUGUUGUUCUGUGCACUGGAUCCACUCAUUAUUUCAGGUGGGGAAAUUUCUCCUGGUAGACCGCUGGUUGAAGCAUCGGCAAGAAAUCUGCUUUCAGAUUUGGUUGCACUGAGUGAAACUUCCCUUGAUCCUGAACUUCCCAAGCCUGCUGCACGAACUUUAAAACAGAAUAAGUCCAUAAAUUUCGUGGUUGAUGAACAGUCUAUAGAUGUUGAAAUGAAGAGGGGAGAUUGGAUGUGUCCUAGGUGCAACUUCAUGAAUUUCGAAAAAAAUCUAAAAUGCUUGAAAUGCAAAGAAAAUGGCCCUAAAAGAGUUGGUUCAAAUGAUGUUGAAAUGAAGAAAGGAGAUUGGAUCUGCACUGAAUGCAAUUUCAUGAAUUUUGCUAGAAAUGUGCGGUGCCUAAAAUGCAAAUCAGAGGGUCCUAAGAGGGUUGUACAAGAUGUUAAAAUGAAGAAAGGAGAUUGGAACUGCCCAAAGUGUGAUUUCAUGAAUUAUGCUAGUAACAGGGUUUGUUUACGUUGCCGAGAGGCCCGUCCCAAAAGACAACUGAAUCCUGGAGAAUGGGAGUGCCCUUCAUGUAAUUUCUUGAACUUCAGAAGAAACAUAACCUGUCUGAAAUGCAACUGUGAACGCCCCAAAGAGGUAGCAAGACAGUAUGAGGAGCAGAUGUGGAUGAGUCCUCAACAAAGCCCAAGCACAUCUUUUUAUAGACGAGAAGAUAAUCACUGAUAACAUUUCAUCAUCAGAAAAGAUACCUAAAAAGCAUUCCAAUCCCGAUGGUUUUCCACGGGCAUAAGGAGACCACCAAUGUGCUACAUUCUGACUUCUGUAAUUUUUAGAUCCAAUUGAUUUUUCUUGCAAUUCCAAGGGCUGAUCAACUUGAGCUUUUACUGUAAGUUUGUAUCCCUUCUUGCAAGUGUUAUGGGCACAUUUCCUUUUAUGAAACACAAACGCAUUUGAUGCAUGCUUACAA
This is a messenger RNA of Diospyros lotus (date-plum), 1816 nucleotides long. RefSeq lists its product as uncharacterized. Gene Ontology annotation, cellular component: cytoplasm. The transcript has 8 exons. Gene Ontology annotation, molecular function: mRNA binding. The record is from RefSeq and is a predicted model, not a curated record. The coding region runs from base 1 to 1572 and encodes 523 amino acids. Lineage: Eukaryota; Viridiplantae; Streptophyta; Magnoliopsida; Ericales; Ebenaceae.